AUAUUCAAUGAAUUGGCUUUAUGUGAUCAAUAGUACUUCUUAUUGCAGAUGGAUGGAGGGGAAAGAGCGAAAAAACCGAUACUUAGUGAGAUGACUUCUCAUUCUGUGACUUCUGAUAUCCCAGAUAACAAGAUGGACGUAGGGGAAGGAACGAAAAAGCGGAUGCUAUGUGAAAUGACUUCUAAAUCUGUGUGUUCUGAUAUCCCAGAUGACAAGAAACAUAGAGUUGAAGAAAACUCUAUAUUGUCUGAUGACAAAGGUGAAAUGGCAUGCCAGUCUUUUAAACCUCCGACGCCACCUUGUUUACUGUCUAUGGAGACUGAUGCAGCUGGACCUGGUACUGAUGAGCCUAUACCUGGCAUCAUCGUGCCACAUGAAGAAGGUUGUGGAUUGGGUUUACCCCCUGCUGUAGAAACUGGUGGUGCAGCUGGAGCUGCUAGUGUAGAGCCUCUAGUGAACGGUGUCGUGCCACGGGAAUUCUCUGAACUGGAGCAAAACGGUUUACCUAUUGUCAAGACCGAUUUAACUGGUGCUGAUGCUGGAGUUGCUACUGAUGAUCCUGCACCCGAAGGAGGUUUUGUAUUGGUAGAACCCGUCAUGACUAUAGAAAAAGAAUACGAAAAUAAACAUUAUUGGGCCGGGCGGUACUACCGCGAGCGGUACCGGCCUAAGUACCGCACACCCAGUGUUGUAUACUGGAUUGCAAGCGGUACCAGGCCGCCCCGCUCAGCUCCAGCCCCAGCCUGGGCCGCCGCCCACCUUCUGGCCCAGCCCCACCGCAGCACCUCCCCACGACCUAGCCAACCUCGCCCUUGCCCCGCUCUGGGCCGCCCCCGCCUCAGCUGGGCCCAGCAGCCACCGCCGCUCGCCAGGCCGACGGAGCUGCGCACGCACGCGCUCCCGCCCGCACGCUGCGCGCCGCGCUCCCGCUCGCUCCACGCGGCCUCGCUGGCCCACGCGCAGGCCACGCUGGCUGGCCGCUCGCUGCCCGUGCAGGAGAGCUUCCUCGCUCGAUCCCCGCACGCGUUGACCCGUACGCCUGGCCGCCCGUACGGCUCCCACCCUCAACGCUGA
Lolium perenne is the source of this 1074-nucleotide messenger RNA. NCBI's taxonomy places the organism in Eukaryota, Viridiplantae, Streptophyta, Magnoliopsida, Poales, Poaceae. The record is from RefSeq and is a predicted model, not a curated record.